UUUUUUUUUUUUCUUAUACAUAUAUUAUAUAACAAUGUCAACCAAAGUACGGGAACUCUUAGCUGCAAAAGCAGCUAUUAAAGCAGCUGCUGAAACAAUGCCUGAAGGACAAAAAGUAGUAGCACAGUUUAAAACAGAAGACGGCGAGUCAACUGGACCUCCUUUGAAUCUUCCAGCAGAUGUCUCACCUGAACAAUUGGAAUUACUUUUGAAUCAACUCUUGAAUCAGUCUGAUGAUCCUUUACCUUAUACUUUUUAUGUGGGUGACGAUGAAAUCCGUAAAAAUUUAUGGACUGAUCGUAAAGACAAAUCAACCGAAGAUACCAUUACCAUUGUUUAUCAACCUCAGGCUAUAUUCCGAGUACGAGCUGUUACUCGUUGUACUUCUACACUCACUGGUCAUACGGAAGCUGUUUUAUCAGUUUCUUUCAGUCCUAAUGGUACCCAAUUAGCUACAGGUUCAGGUGAUAUGACAGUACGGAUAUGGGAUUUGAAUACAGAAACUCCUCAACACACACUCAAAGGACACACUGGCUGGGUUCUCAACAUUGCUUGGUCACCCGACGGUAAAGUUUUGGCAUCAGGCAGUAUGGACAACACUGUACGUUUAUGGGAUGCGAAAACUGGCAAACAAAUAGGUACCGGACUUCGUGGACAUACCAAAUGGAUCACUAGUUUGGCUUGGGAGCCUUAUCACUUGAAUACAAAGGUCAAUCGAUUAGCAAGUUCUUCUAAAGAUGGCACUGUACGUGUAUGGGAUACAGUGUUAAGGAAAAUGGUGUUCAAUAUUGCUCAACAUACAGCUGCAGUCACUUGUGUUAAAUGGGGUGGUGAAGGUUUGAUCUAUACAGCUUCACAAGACAAAACAAUUAAGGUAUGGAACUCACAAGGGAUGUUGGUCAAGACUUUACAAGGUCAUGGUCAUUGGGUCAAUACUUUGGCUCUUAGCACUGAUUUUGUUUUACGUACUGGACCUUUUGAUCAUACGGGAAGACGCUAUGAUACCGAAGAAGAAGCCAAAGCUGCAGCUCUUGCUAGAUACAAAACAGCAAAAGGAAAUGGACAUGAACGACUUGUUUCUGGCUCAGAUGACUUUACCAUGUUCUUUUGGGAACCUGAAACCAGCAAAAAACCAUUGACAAGAAUGACAGGACAUCAAAAGUUGGUAAACCAUGUUAGCUUUUCACCUGAUGGACGAUAUUUUGCAAGUGCUUCAUUCGACAAUUCUGUCAAGUUAUGGGAUGGUUUGACUGGUAAAUUUAUUGGUAAUCUUCGUGGACAUGUUGGAGCUGUAUAUCAAGUAUGUUGGUCAAGUGAUUCUCGUAUGUUGGCAAGUUGUAGCAAAGAUACAACAUUGAAGAUUUGGGAUAUUAAGAAGAUGAAGAUUAAGAUGGAUUUACCCGGUCAUUUAGAUGAAGUCUAUGCACUUGAUUGGUCUCCUGGUGGUGAUAAGAUGGGUAGUGGUUCCAAGGACAAGACACUUCGAAUUUAUAGACAUUAGUUUACUCUUUAUUAUUAGAAUCAUUUGCAUCACUUUUUUUUUUAUAAUUAUAUUUAUUGUCAUCUC
Messenger RNA from Halteromyces radiatus, 1567 nucleotides. RefSeq names its product WD40-repeat-containing domain protein. Bases 35 to 1501 code for a protein of 488 amino acids. Gene Ontology annotation, cellular component: nucleolus. The record is from RefSeq and is a predicted model, not a curated record. NCBI's taxonomy places the organism in Eukaryota, Fungi, Mucoromycota, Mucoromycetes, Mucorales, Cunninghamellaceae. Gene Ontology annotation, biological process: ribosomal large subunit assembly. Gene Ontology annotation, molecular function: protein binding. The transcript has 4 exons.